UUCAUUGUAAACAAUCAAUAAGCAGAUGAAUUUGUUUAGAUUUGACCGCAUGGCAGUUUGUUUAUGUAUGUAGCUCUCUUGACAAAAAGCAUUUAAAAAAAUGGAAAUCCUUUAAUUAUGUUUUAUUUAUGAUACUGAGUAAAUAAAUUAUGGAAAAACUUCAUUCAAAUAUUACUCAGUGCUUAAAAUUUAUAACAGAAGACUGUAAAAGUUAUUCUACAGCUGUUGAUGAAGGCUUAAGUCAUGUUAAAUUAUUGGUUGCUCAUUUGACGACUCUUAAGAAAAUUAAAGAUUCAUAUAUUGAAGAUACAUGCUUUUAUGAAAUAGAUCCAGAUGCCAAAAGAAAACUUCAGAAUUGUAUCAGGAAAGAAAUUUUGAUAGAAAAAUCUGCUAUUCAAAAAAUUUUGACUGAUGUAGAAAUAAUUCAUAACAAUAUCAUCAAACAAUGUGAUAGAAUCUUUAAUAUGUACAGAAGUGGAGUACAGUAUAACGUCACCUUGACAGACAUAAGUGAAACUGAUGAACUCUCUUGCAGUAUUGCUGAAAAAAUAGAGGCAUUAGAUACCUUCAAAAGGACGUUUAUUAAUAAUCAUAAUGGUAGAAAGUUCACCAUCGAUUAUUGUACAUUUGAUGGAAAUCUCGAGAAUAUAACAGGAUGCUGGAAGACUUCUGAUAUUUCUUUAGCUUUGAAAGAAUUGGCAUUGAUUUUAAGUUGAUGGCUACAUGUCAUAAUGGAUCGAAAGAUUUUUAUUCGUUUUGUUAUUACGGAAAAUUUUUUCUUGUAAAUAAAAACAUUUAUACUUUA
This is a messenger RNA of Argiope bruennichi, 805 nucleotides long. RefSeq lists its product as uncharacterized. Lineage: Eukaryota; Metazoa; Arthropoda; Arachnida; Araneae; Araneidae. Bases 150 to 716 code for a protein of 188 amino acids. The record is from RefSeq and is a predicted model, not a curated record. The transcript is spliced from 5 exons.